AUGGCUUAUUCUAAUCGAAAAGGAAAUCUAUCAUCGGCAACACAUAUUGCAAAUGCUACUCAAGUAGUAUCCAAUCAAGUGUGGCGUUACUCAAACAUAAAUAAUGUCAAAGUUGUUUAUAACUCAACCGAUGCUCAAAAAUAUUUACUAACUGUUGCCAAGGGGUGGGGAAUCGAUGAAUCUUCUGAAAUCGGAAGAAAAUUUAUGAAUGAUAUACUGAAAGCGACUGAACAACAUCAUCCCGUACCGACGCAUCCAUCAAUGUUUGAAUAUCCAAUGGAAACGGAACAUGAAACACAUUAUAUGCUGAUUUUGAUCUAUGCGAAAGAGGAUCGAAUUGAAAUUGGUUAUUCAUAUCAUUAUAUGACAAAUCAAACAUCAGCAAAGUGUAGCGAUCCAACGAUAUCACAACGAUACUCUAUUCAAUGGCUUAGAGAAAAAGCUAGACAAAGUUUAAAAUUUCCAGCGGCUAUAGUUACUUCAAUGAUAGAUAAUGACACAUCAGCAGUUCAAGAUAGUAUGCACCGUGGUCAUCAACAACAGCUACCACCAGCCUCAAUACCCACUGCCUUGUUUGCAAAUGCGCUUCAUAAUGACAUUGCAACGGAUGAUAUAUCUCAACCAACUUCAUCUAACAAUCCUGCUCCCCUUGUAAAACCGAACAGUCUCACGGCUAAAAUACCGCGCCUUUUCCUCUUGGGUAAUCACGAUAUGUCAAGUGGUGGAAAAAUAACAAUCCGACGUUCUGGUGUCGAAUCAGUUGAACGACAUCGUAAAGAAGCUGGCUCUGUCUGGAAACAUACUCACGUGAACGGAUCAAGAACACUCUCAAAUGCGAAUGAUGCUGAAUCAUAUAUUGACAAAUUAUCACCUGCAUGGGAUUUGUCUUCAAGUAUGACAGGUAGAAUUUUCAUUGCUGAUAUAAAAGCUCAAUGUCAAGUUGUGGGUUCUGGUGCAAUUGAUCAUGUGCAUGUUGAAUUUAAUGAAGGAACACAAACAGGCACCGGCAAAUAUAUUUUAGUCGCUAUUCAUGUAGAUCGCGAUAACCGAAUUACACUUAGCUAUACCUAUCAUGAGGUAAGUGAUAGGUUGAAACCUAAUUGGAUAUAUACACAAUAUGCUACUGGUGCUGUGUCAGAUUGGUUAAAAUCAAAAGCAAUAGAAAACCUUCGAGGAAUGGUACCAUCAAGUAGUCUACCAUCUAUAACCUAUGAAUAA
Messenger RNA from Rotaria sp. Silwood2, 1218 nucleotides. NCBI's taxonomy places the organism in Eukaryota, Metazoa, Rotifera, Eurotatoria, Philodinida, Philodinidae. The record is from the annotation of a GenBank genome assembly.